Anopheles stephensi (Asian malaria mosquito) is the source of this 4962-nucleotide messenger RNA. Its product is annotated as galactosylgalactosylxylosylprotein 3-beta-glucuronosyltransferase S. Gene Ontology annotation, molecular function: galactosylgalactosylxylosylprotein 3-beta-glucuronosyltransferase activity. Gene Ontology annotation, cellular component: Golgi membrane. Bases 1404 to 2636 code for a protein of 410 amino acids. Lineage: Eukaryota; Metazoa; Arthropoda; Insecta; Diptera; Culicidae. Gene Ontology annotation, biological process: chondroitin sulfate proteoglycan biosynthetic process; carbohydrate metabolic process. The transcript is spliced from 6 exons. The record is from RefSeq and is a predicted model, not a curated record.
ACACAUCCCAACUGUCAACUUCCCUGUCUCCCAUAAACAUGUCGAUUACGCACGGUUUAAAAAGAUUUUAACUCGAAACUUUCACCCUUGUGAACCGCGAAAUAAUGUUGUGUUCCGUUCCAAUCUUGACUUAACAGCAAAUGUUAUGGAUUUCAUUCACAUAAAUCAAGCAAAUGUGUUGUUUUCAAGCGGACGGUUCAAACGUGUAGCUGUGUGCGUGCCAGAUAUCUAAAAAAGCAAACGCUUGCAGUCAUUUCCCGUCACUCUCUCACCUCCUGGGACGAUCCGAACGAACAACAGUGCAGUGUGCGAAAAAAAGUAUACACAAAAAGAACGACACAGUGGACAUACGAAACCAGUACUAGAGAAACAGUGUGUGGAGCGUGUGGCUGUCGCGCGUUGUGCUCCUGUAUUGCAUUCUCUGGCGCCUCUGUCCGUCCGUGUGUGUUUGUGUGUGUACUACGGACCAGACUGGACGCAGAAACAAUAGUUUUUGCUCGAAAUCACCAGCCUACGAAGCGGAGCAAGUUGUUGUCUGCUGUGCCUGGUCCGCUCACAUUGCCGCCAAUAGUGCUGUGUGUGUAUGUGAGUCACAGUGUAUUCGGUUUCGCUUCUAUUGGUUCGAAAGUGAAAAAAGGUGAAAACUUCCGCUCUAUUGGUUCCUCGGUGCGUUACACAACACGACGACAACAGUGAAAGUGAGAUCCGUCGUAACAACGAAAAAUGGUAGCAGAAGCUGUGGGUCAAAACUUUUGAUACUUUUUAGGUGCUAAAGUGCGCGAGAAUCUUUUUCUACCACAACUACCCCGCACGUAUUCAGGUGCGGAUAAAUUGUGCAAGAAUGUCGUUACACUUCCCGUCUUAGUUGGCCGUUCUCGUUAACUUAUCGUAGCAGGCAGCAAGCAAACGUGUGGUGUGUGGAAUGCUUUAAUUAAGCGUGAGGAGCUGAAUGAAAUCGGUAUCCAUUUGAUUGUGCCCCCACCAACCGGCCAAAGACGUCCGUGAGUGCUAUCCAAGAGAUAAGCAGCCUCUUAUAGUGAAAUUGAUAUUAUUACGCAGAAUGGAUCCACUCGGCGGUCCACUAGCCACCGAAGUUGUGAGUCCCAGAUAAGUGUGAAGUGAAGAUGGUUUGAUUGAUUAAAGAUAUUUUUAUCUACAAUUUGAGAGGAAUUCCCCGCGCUCUAAGUUGUGCUCUGUCGGGCGUGAACGCGAAGAAGAAAGGAAACAAAAAAAAAAAGGUGCAUAGAUCUGGGUCGUCGCCGCUAAAUCCGGUUCAUGAGAUCCGUGCUUGCCCAAUAAUUCCGCACAACCACCACCUGGUGGAGUAGUGCAAAGUGUAGCAACAAACCACCGGCAUCUGCAAGCUACAGCAGCUGAAAAUAACGACUAGACUUCAGACCAAAAUGGCAGUGGCAAGAUCCUCGUCCGUCCUUCGACAGAAGAAAAUUUUCAAAAUCGUAGCACCCAUCUUUUUGGUCCUGCUCGUUUUUUUCGUACUGCAAUACAACACAGACAAAGAACACGAAACAAGCGAAGAAUCGAAUGUCCUUACACGGUUAGAUCUGCCAUGGAGAAGCAAAAAAGGGUUCCCACGCAAAGACUACGAAAAGGAAUAUCCUUUACUGCUGGAAAACGAACAGUUGGUAAUUUGCUACGAGAGCAAUACUGACCACCGAAAGCCACUGUACGCUUCCACCAUCCUGUCUGAGGCGGCAACGGAUGAACCAAGCACUACGCAACGGAACCACCAACAGCAGCAAAACCAACCGCAGCAACAGUCCAAUGGCUCCGAACCGGUGAUAUACUUUGUCACGCCGACCUACCCGCGGCGCGAGCAGAUCGCGGAAAUAAUUCGGCUUGGUCAAACGCUGAUGCACGUGCCGCGGUUGCACUGGAUCGUGGCCGACGACACGAGCAGUUGCAGCGUUACGCUAAACAGUCACAUCAGGAAGUUCGGCAUACCGUACACGCAACUGGCCAGCCCGAUGCCGGAGAUGUACCGUGCACGAAAGAACGCUCCCCGUGGCGUCGCCAAUCGACGAGCGGCAUUAAAUUGGAUCCGGCGAAAUCAGAAGAAAACGGGCGUGCUGUACUUUGGUGAUGACGACAACACGUUCGAUCUGAAGCUGUUUAGCGAGAUUCGGUACACGAAGAAAGUGUCCAUGUUCCCGGUGGGACUGAUUGGGGACUACGCCAUCAGUUCGCCCAUCGUGCGAAACGGUCGCGUGGAGGGUUUCUUCGAUUCGUGGCCCGCCAAGCGUAAGUGGCCCGUUGAUAUGGCCGGUUUUGCGGUCAGCCUCGAGUAUCUGGCACUCAGCCCGAACGCAACGAUGCCCUUCAAGGCCGGCUACGAGGAGGACGAGUUCCUGAAGAGCAUCGGCCUGAAGCUGGAGGAUAUUGAGCCGAAGGCGCGCAACUGCACGGAAAUUCUGGUGUGGCACACGCAAACGAAGGGUAGCAAAUCGCCAACGGUACGAAUCUCGAUGGAUCGGCAGAAGCUAGAUAAGCUGAAUCUUGGCGCACUGCUGACUCGGUUGGAAAGUAUGGGCGUGAAUCAUAUCAGCGAAUCGGAAGGAACUACAGCUCAGACCAUUGUGAAUGGCAGUGUCAAACCGCUAUCGUUUUGGUUUAGCUAAUAAGUGUAAUCGUUUCGUCGGCAGUAAGGCUGGCUAGAGCCCACAAGCUUACACCAACACAGUUUCUUUGAAUUCUUUUGCCAAGAAACAUGAAAUUGCGCCUGCAACCUGCAUCUUCACUAUUGUCCGUUUAGUCUUAAAAAUGGGGUUUCUUUUUUAAAAAAUGCUAUGCAAUCGACUCCUGUGCAAAACCAAAAGGGAGCAGCACUAGUAAAUAUUCUUUAAGUAUUCUGUGAGCGAUGAAUAAGAGAGAUAGAAUGAUGAUGGUUGCAUUGACUCAAGAAUGAAUUUUGGUUGCGUUUCUUUGAACAGUUUACGUAGGAUAGCACACAUGAUACGCAUCUCGUUCUCCUUUGUCGGUUUUGUAGCUUUUAAAGCAUAUCGAUUAAUUUAUGCCAAAUACUUCGAACAAAAGUCACUACUGAACAGAAAGCGGUCGAGCGCACAAUAAAGUCGUAGCAUGUAUGAAACGAUCACAUCGUAACGAAGCAGCUAAGAAGUGCUGCAAAUUUCGAUCGCAAAGCGAAAAGUCGUAAAGGAACAAUAACACCGCCAAAUGGCUGUAAACUAUGGGGCGUUGUUGCGUUGGAAUAAGGUUUCUUUGAUUUAUCUCUGUUAGUACACGUCAGGUUUUUUUUUAACGUUUCCUAUUCGGUCAAAAUUGCACAUAUAUUUUACUGUCAAAUGGACUGUCUUUCUGUUAAAAAAAUUUAUAGCUUUCGGAGCCAUAUAUUUGAUGCCUUCAUGGCGCAAUCUUAGCGCAAUUUGUUUGUUUGCAUUUGGAGGUUUGUUUGGGAAUAAUAAUAACAGUUUCAUAAAUUGUAGCAUUCUAACCAAGGUGUAUAUGGAUUACAUACACCUUGAUUCUAACGCAAAAAACGUGUAUAGGCUUGCGUUGCUAUUGCCAACCAGUUCAAUCUUUUGACAGAAAAAUGUAUGUGCAAUUUUGCAUUUGCGCACCGCCGAAACCGAGUUUCCACUGCACUGUAUUGCAUGGAUAGUGGGGAUAGCAAAGGAAAAUAGAAUCGAACUCAUGAUAAAAUUAUUAUCCAAAGUUGUACUCAACUCGCAAACGCACAAAGGAGUAUAAGUUACUGAGCCAGCUGUGUAGGGCACGUAGGGUAAAACAGUUUGUUAUUUAAAUAAACGUAUAGGUGUGUGAAUUUUUAACGAUAUGAAAAAAGAAAACAAGAUCAACGGUAAACAAAUGCCGGCUUGUGCCGGACGAACUGGACUCUACAGCUUGAUAUUUGUGUAUGAAACAUACAAAACAGUGUUUGAUUAGGUUGUGUAUAGCUAGAAUACCAUACAAUUCGUUUUGAAACCCACUCGAUGCACCAUUAUGCACAGAAUCUUUCAAUAGGUGGUACCAGCACACCUUAUCCCGGCGGAUGUGGCGGAUACAUUCCUUCGUUAGGGGUUUCAUUUUAAACAGCAAUCCAUCUGUUUAGCGAAUGCUUCACGUAAAACUAGUCCCGCUGGCUGGCAGAAGACUACGCACAGUAGCACUGUAAUAGAGAACAGUCCAAACUCAUUGUAAAUGAACAGCUAGAUAAUAGAGCGUUCCGUUUAGCUUAGUUUCCUUGUGAUAUUAGUUAAGCUUGUUCAUUUUUCCACGAGUUCCAUACAAAUGCAUCGAUAAAAAAGACACAGUUUUAAGUACUCGAUAAAUCAAACACUCGUAUGAUUAUGGAUGGUGAAAGAGAUCAAGAAUCUGUACUGUAAUGCGUGCCACUCUGGUAGCAGCGGGAAGGGCAUGAAGCCCCAGUCCCCAGGAGGAAUAUUUAACGGUGUAAUUUCUUCCAUUGUGUAGUGUAGUAUGUUUUUCCCGUUUCUCGAAGGAUUGGUUUUAGAAGUACAAUCAACGCUUUUGCUGCAUUGACCAGUGAGGUGAGGUACGGCAGUCGAUCGAAAUCAACAUAACUAUCGACAACACAUUUCUUAUUCUUUUAUCUGGACUAAUUACAUUACAGUGGAGACCGUGCUACAUGUACAUAAGCAAAUGAUAUUGUUUGUUUGUACGGUAUCAAUGUCACUCCUUUUCACAUUGCUACACUCCUCAUUGUGGUGGAUAUUGAUUUCAGUCCAUUUUAUAAUUGAUUUCUUCUACUAUUGUACUAUUGCCACUAGUGCACAAAAGCGAGCAGAACUAGAACAGUGAAACAAAUCGAAUCGAUUGUAAAAGAAGAUAGUUGUGAGGAUGAACAAUGUAAAAGCGAAGUAGUUAGCUGACGGCGGGAAACGUUUUAUAAUUUUGAUAUUUAAUAUCAUGUGAUGGUGGAAAACUGGAAAAAAAGUAAUAAAAGAUUGGUAAUGAAAAGGAAAA